Molecule: messenger RNA, 5153 nt
Organism: Calypte anna (Anna's hummingbird)
Lineage: Eukaryota; Metazoa; Chordata; Aves; Apodiformes; Trochilidae
Gene: NAPEPLD
Product: N-acyl phosphatidylethanolamine phospholipase D
Exons: 5
Coding region: 477-1661 (394 amino acids)
Biological process (GO): N-acylethanolamine metabolic process; N-acylphosphatidylethanolamine metabolic process
Cellular component (GO): membrane-bounded organelle; cytoplasm
Molecular function (GO): N-acylphosphatidylethanolamine-specific phospholipase D activity; zinc ion binding
Source: RefSeq, a predicted model, not a curated record
AGGGCGCUGUGGAGCUGCUGCCUGCAGCGUGCGGUGCCCACGGCGUCGGGCUGGGCAGGGGGGCAGCCGCUCAAGGGCUCCUGCUGGAGAGGCGCGGAGCCGCCGCGCAGGGGGUGGAGCGGCACCAUGGAGGAGGUGGCGGAGGAGGAGGAGGCGGACGGGACGCCUCAGGGGCAGCGGCUUCCCGGGAGGUGAGCGGCUCUCCGGCAGCAGGCAGCGCUCCGGGGGUGGGGGUCGCUGCCCCCGCGCGUUCCUGUGCGCAGGGAGGGACCGGCUCGACCCGACCCGAGCAGCGGCUCCCGCCCCGAGCCCGUUCCGGAGGAGAGGCACCUGCCCACCUGCCGCCCUCAGAGCCCGGCUGACGGCCGGGGGAAAAGGAGCCGGGGCAGCGCGGGGCUCCGCACCUGCUCCGAGAACGGUAGCGGGGCUUACUGGAGACGCGAUACCGGCGUCCCGCCGGUUCUUCUCAAACAGAUAUGGAUAAAAAAAUGCAUGAAGAGCAGCCUUUGACUGCCUGUAACCAGUACCCUAAAGAAGCAGUGAGGAAACGUCAGAAUUCGGGUCGAGGUUCCAGGGGCAGUGAUUCUUCCAGGACCUCCAGGAAAAGCUUCAGGCUGGACUACAGGUUAGAAGAGGAUGUAACUAAAUCAAAGAGAGGGAAAGAUGGGAAAUUUGUCAACCCGUGGCCAACGUGGAAAUCACCAACUCUGCCAAAUAUUUUAAAAUGGUCCCUCAUGGAAAAAAAUAACAGCAAUGUGCCAUGCUCAAAACAGGAACUUGAUAAAGAGCUUCCAGUGUUAAAACCUUACUUUGUUCAAAAGCCAGAACUUGCUGGGAAGACAGGAACUGGCAUGAGAGUCACAUGGUUGGGACAUGCCUCAGUUAUGGUGGAAAUGGAUGAACUUACAUUUCUUACUGACCCAAUCUUCAGCCAGCGUGCAUCCCCCACCCAGCUGAUGGGUCCCAAGCGCUUCCGAGGACCUCCGUGCACAGUCGAGCAGCUCCCCAAAAUAGAUGCAGUCAUGAUCAGCCAUAACCACUAUGAUCACUUGGACUACAACACUGUCACGAGUUUAAAUGAACGUUUUGGGAGUGAGCUGCGCUGGUUUGUGCCUCUGGGGCUCUUGGACUGGAUGCAGAGAUGUGGUUGUGAGAAUGUGAUUGAGCUGGACUGGUGGGAGGAGAACUGCGUCCCCGGUCACGAUGCAGUAACUUUUGUCUUUACCCCUUCUCAACACUGGUGCAAAAGGACUGCAACAGAUGAUAACAAGGUUCUUUGGGGCAGCUGGUCUGUCUUAGGACCUUGGAAUAGGUUUUUCUUUUCAGGAGAUACUGGAUAUUGUGUUGCUUUUGAACAGAUAGGUAAAAGGUUUGGGCCUUUUGAUCUUGCAGCCAUUCCCAUUGGAGCUUACGAGCCGAGGUGGUUUAUGAAAUACCAGCAUGUGGAUCCUGAAGAAGCAGUAAGAAUCCAUAUUGAUGUUCAAGCAAAGAAGUCUGUAGCGAUUCAUUGGGGAACCUUUGCUUUAGCAAAUGAGUAUUAUUUGGAUCCCCCAAUUAAACUGAAUGAAGCUCUUGAAAGAUACGGCUUAAAAAAGGAAGACUUCUUUGUCUUAAACCACGGAGAAUCACGGGACUUGAGUACAAAUGAUGGACUUGAAUAAUGACAGUUUGCAGCUCCUUGUAAGCUUGAUUUGAACUAGCAAUUAAUGUUACAUGUAUUAAUAUAAUGUACUUACAAGGUAGUUUUUUCUUUUGGAGUGUAUUGGAUUUUUAGAUGACAGUGGGAACUAAAACUUGCAUACCACUUUCAUAAUAAAUUUUACUAGUUAUAGUGUUUAUAAAUUUUGAGAGGUGGUUUAAAAACUGGUUGUUAAUAUAUAAGAUACUGUCUGGGAAUAACUUCAGUUUCAACUCUUAUGUUCACCACUGAUAAAUUACUCAUUUUCUUUUUAAAAACUCUUAAUCUUAGCUGUAACAGCAAUAAUAACCUCAGUGCAGGGCAUACUCUUAGAAUUAAUGGCUGACUUGAUUUAGGCAUUGUUAGAUCACCAUCUCCCCCCUGUUAGUCAUUAAUCUUCAGGUUAGGCUCUGUACCUUGACAGCUUCACUGUAUGUUUUGUGGGGUGGAGUCUUCCAAUACAGCUGUGUUGUUAGAGCACAGGCACAGUAAAAUAUUUAUUUUACCAAGUACUUCCACAUUUUCAUAUAUUGAUGAACCACAAAAGCUGAAUUUUAAAAUGACCUAAUGAAACGUGCCUUUUAAAGAGAGAUUUAAUAUUGUAUCAUCAAGGUGUAAAACUUACUGCUGGCCAGGUUAUCUGCACACUUUUGUUGUUUUGUCAGUGUUUUUAAGUUAGGUCUGAAUGUACCUAAAAUAACUUCCUUUGCAAAUGCAGUACAUGAAUGAAAGAAUCCCUUAACGGUGCUUGUCUUUGCAUUGAGUCAGCCUAUUGCUAAGUAUGUUUUUUUAAGUGAAAAGUCUUAAGCAAGGGCUGGGGUAUUUUUUUUUACAGCUUCCCUGUAAUUUUAAAGUUGAAUGAGAGAUUACAGCAUUGUUUGCUAUUGUAAGACUUAGCUAAAUGUCUCUGUAUCAGAUUGCCAUGCUAAACUGCAGAAUUAAAGCCUGUUGUUGCCAAUGAAAAGGGUUGUUAUUCUGUCAUAAUUCAUUGGCAAUUUUUUUUGCUCAUUAUUUGUUUAUGUCUAUGGAAUAUGGGUAAUGUUUUUUUUUGCUCUUGCUGUGCAUUACAUAUUAUGUUCAUAUCCCAUGAAGAUAAAUUGAAAAAAUAACACAUUAUUUCCCUGCAAUGUAAAGGCAAGAAAUUCUAGCAACUAAUUAAAACCAGUAAAGGGGAUUUAAUGUUAGGAGCAAACUGCAGUCUUCUGUUGACAGUCACCUUUUAAAAAUUUGUAUCAGGAAGUCCUCGAAGUUUUAUAGAUCUCAAUAGCAACAAAGAACAGCACAAGGAGGAAGGAUCAGUUAGUCCAAGUUCAUGAUGAAGAAAGGUUCUACAACGGAGGACUAUUACACUUACAUGUAAGAAAAAGUGGCUUAUGUUCAUUUGGUGAGAUUCACAUUUGACAAAACAUCAAGAUUUCUUGAUUUGAAAAGGUAAUUCUAGUAUGGUCGAGAUGUAUUCACCAGAAGUUAUUCAAAACUGGUUUAAAACUACUCUCAUGUCAUUCAGUCUUGAUUUUGGGAAAGGAUUUCAGCUGAAGUCUCCAUUUGGCCUUCUAUUUACAGAACAGCUUCAGUAACAUUUUGGAUGAUAUAAUGUAUAUUACACGUUCAUAAUGGAGGAGCCACAACUGCUGUACUUUGUUUUGAGCACUUUGAUGGACAUGGCUAAAAUUGAAGUUUUUUCUUCCAGUUUUCAAAAUAAUCAGUAGACUAUUCUGUAAAAAUCUGUACUUUGGAAAGAAUGAAACUAAAAUACAGAAUAACUAAAUAAGCAGCCAUAUAGCAGAGACGUAUUGACCUACAAGGAUCCCAGACCAAAUGUCAGUGUUGGCAUGUUGUGUUUUGGAGCUAUUCAUCCACCACAUUUGUAUGCAGAACAGUGACUGUUACGCUUUGUUUGAUGCUGAUAAGAUGCUGAUAAGAUUCCAUCUUGGGUGCAGGGUGGGGGAUCAUAAAACAGCACACUUGUGUGAAAACGCCUGGGAGAGUCUUGCAUGAUUUCAAAACUUCUCAACAGCAUUAUUUUAUGAAAAAGGCAUUUAAAAAUAGGUCUCUCUAGACAAGAAAGAGAAGACAGAGACAACACUAGCACGUUGUCAUCUAUUUUUAGUGUGAUCAUGGUUCCCUUUUGCUAUCAAAGGAAAGGGUAAGAGAUCAACUUUAAUUACCCAAAAGUGAUAGUAUAAAAACUUUUUAUGUUGGAGAACACAGAGAGAGACACUGAGACACUGCUGCUAAGUUUAAGGAACAUUCAUAUAUCUGAUAUAUCUAGAACAGUCUAAGUUCCUGCCAGGAAAGGAAGGUGGCAUUGGUAAAUUCUUAGGGUCUGACCUAUCCUUCAUUUUCUGUUGCUAAAUACAAAAGCCGAUAAAAAACUAAAGCAACAAAAAGUGCCCAGUCAUUAAUUGAUUGUACUGUAACUUGCUUAUUACAAAAUGAACAGUGCUUUUGGAGCAGUGAGAAGGAGAACGGGAAGUUGACUGUCAAUGCAGCGACUGUCAGGCUUCUGACUGGGAAUCAUGCCAGUUUCUAUUUCUGCCUUGAUUCUGUUCCUGAUGAGUUAAAACUAUCUAUGUAGAUGAAUAAGAUACAUGUAGCUUCACCCCUGUAUUGAUCACAGCAUAGUUAUGUUGUAUUUUCAAGGUCACAAUUUUCCUGCAGUUCUAGCCAUUUCAAAGUCACCUACUGAAAAUAAAUAUCUACUGAAUGACAGAAGAGAGUAGCACUUUGAGAGCCAAGUGGAUAUGUUAUCCUAGAAAGGUGAAGCAGCUGGUAACAGUUUAGGUAAUAGUUAAGACUUUUUUAUAAAGAUGAGAAGGUUGAAAUGCAGUUGCAGAUAAUCCUUGUUUCAUAACAAAAUAUUCUGAGUAUGUGUAUGCUUUCCUUAGAGUGGCAAUUUUAAAGCAAGAUAGAAUCUUUUCAGUUUUUUGUUUGUUUGGUUGUUUUUUUCACAGUAUGGAAAUUGGGCACAGUUGUGGUUAACUGCACUGCAGUUUGGCUAAAUGGAGUGGAUAUACUAAAUUUUAGAAUAUUCCAUGCAGGUAAGGUGAAAAAAAAACAUAGGCUGGUUAACUUUAAUAUGCAGUUUCUAUUGAAAAUACUAUUUUUGUAGGAAGCCAUUGGUAGCUUGAUAUUGUUUAUAUUUAACAUUUUCUAAGAUUUGCCUGCACCCAUUUUAUACAUACUAGAUGAAUAAAAUGGAAAUCCCUAAUCUCUAAUUGCUAAAUCUUUAAUGCACCAUUCAGUAGGUGUAUUUAUUCAACAGAUGUAAGGCAACAAAAAUUCUUUCUGACAUGGAGAAUAUUUUGAUUCACUGAACUCAUCCAUUUGACUUGUUCACUGUACAUACAAAAGUUUUCAUGUUUUAAACCAUUCCUCCCUCUUUGUGUACAUGUACCAGCUGUACAGUGGUUUCCCAGUACUAAUUAAGCUACUGCUUUUAUCUCGCUCAUUAAAAAAAUAAUAUGUUCUCUAC